AAGGUAAAUAUUUCUAGGGUUUUGAGAUGGCGGCUCAGGUUCAAGUUCAACCUCAGGCGGUGAGUGUUGGUGUUGGUGGUGCUGCUCCUGCUGGUGCUCAGCAGUUUGUGCCGACUUCAUUGUAUGUUGGGGAUCUGGAGUGGAAUGUGAUGGAUUCACAGCUGUAUGAUCUGUUUAACUGGUUAGGUCAAGUGGUUUCUGUUCGAGUUUGCAGGGACUUGUCGACUCGACGAUCGCUUGGUUAUGGCUAUGUCAACUAUGCGAAUCCUCAAGAUGCUGCAAGGGCAAUGGAGGUACUGAACUUCACACCUUUGAAUGGGAAGGCGAUCAGAAUAAUGUAUUCUCAUCGAGACCCAAGCGUACGCAAAAGUGGCUCUGGAAACAUAUUUAUCAAGGUAUUCAAAGCAGAAAAACCUUAA
Molecule: messenger RNA, 419 nt
Organism: Lactuca sativa (garden lettuce)
Lineage: Eukaryota; Viridiplantae; Streptophyta; Magnoliopsida; Asterales; Asteraceae
Product: polyadenylate-binding protein 2
Molecular function (GO): RNA binding
Source: RefSeq, a predicted model, not a curated record